Messenger RNA from Actinia tenebrosa (Australian red waratah sea anemone), 616 nucleotides. RefSeq names its product protein NATD1. NCBI's taxonomy places the organism in Eukaryota, Metazoa, Cnidaria, Anthozoa, Actiniaria, Actiniidae. The record is from RefSeq and is a predicted model, not a curated record.
ACUUUUUCCCAGUGCAGGAUAGUUUAGUGACAUGUGGAGGUCGUUUGGUGUUUUAUCGAGCGAUUUUUCGUCCUUUUUUCGCUCUCGUUCAUCAAUAUUGAACAGAUUUUCGUCAUCUUAUGGUAUAAUGAGUAAUACUGAGGUCAAUCACGAUAUACAGGAAGGUUAUUUCUUUAUUGAUUUGGGAAAAGAUAAAGCAGUUCUUGAAUAUGAAAAAGAAGGCAAAAACACAUUGAAUAUGUGGCAUACAGAAGUACCUGUCAGUCACAGAGGACAAGGACUUGCGGCACAUCUAGCAAAGGCUGCAUUGGAUCAUGCCGUAGAGAACAAUCUACGAGUAAAGCCAACAUGUAGUUAUAUACAGAAAUACCUUAAAGAUAACCCACUUCCGCAGUACACUGAGAGAGUUUUACCAGCCGAACAGUGAACUCUUCCGUAGAGGAUGAUAUAACUUACCUUAAUUUCACUUGGUCAGCUGAUUGUAAUCUCUGCAACAAUUCACCUUUUUAAUUUUUAACUUGUUUCCAAGAGACUUUUUUUUCUUUGGUCAUCCCUUGUCAGGCACCAAUCAAUGUAAUAUAAUAAUAAUAAUAAAGAGUAUUUUACAUAGCGUCAA